AUUUCAUUAAGUUUAAAAACAGUGACAUGAAUUUUAGCACUAGAAAAUCAUUUUAUAGAAUCAUCUUAGCAUUUAAGCAUCCUAUUAAAUCCUAUAAAAAAGUAUUGAAGACAUACCCAGUGUUGGUGCAAUCACUACAGACGGGUCUUUUGUAUGGAUGUAGUGACGUAUUAGCGCAACGCUUUGUUGAGAAAGCUCCGUUGACUAAUAUUGACACGAGAAGGUGCCUUAUUUUUGCAACGGCUGGAGCCAUCUACACAGGCCCCAUUGUCACAUUAUGGUAUAGACUCCUUGCCAGAAAGAUUGGCACUACAGGCAAUCUUGUAACUAUUAAAAAAGUAAUCAUCGAUCAAUUUGUUUUCGUACCAUUCUUCCAUUUCGGCUUGCUGACCACACUUAACACUUUACAUGGUCACAACAUUAAAGUCCUUAAUGAUCAAUUGAGAUUAAAAUAUUUAGAUAUACUUUUUGCAAGUGUUCGAUUGUGGCCCAUUGUACAAUUGAUUAAUUUUAGGUUUACACCUUUAAACUAUCAAGUUUUAGUGAGCCAGAGUAUUGCGUUAUUUUGGAAUGUUUACAUAUCUUGGAAAACUCAACAAGGCAUUAAUAAAAACACAAGUAGUAAACAUAAGGACACGGACAAAUGUAUUUUACUGUCGAAAGCUGUUUAAAAGAUUAACGUUUAGAAAAAGUCAAGCUUCAUAAUUUACACAAUAAUGUAUGACUAAAUCUAAAUUAAUAAGAUUCUUGUUUUUUGACUAUUUUACUAUUUUAAACGUUUAGACCAAAUACUG
Messenger RNA from Diabrotica balteata, 794 nucleotides. NCBI's taxonomy places the organism in Eukaryota, Metazoa, Arthropoda, Insecta, Coleoptera, Chrysomelidae. The record is from the annotation of a GenBank genome assembly.